AUGUCCUUUGAGAAAUUAGAUUUCGACGAAGGAAAAGGCUCAGACCUUUUAUCGUCUUUGCUCACUCUGAAUAAAGACACAUCGUCUGAGGCACUAGCAGAGAAAAUUUUCAUGGAAGAGCUUACGGCACAAAUGGCAGAAAAUCCACAGGCAAUGACCGCGCUUGCUGAACAGCUUUCUCCACCGAACGCAGAGUAUAAAAUGGUCCAAGUGAAACCUACGCCGGGAUUCGUGGCAAAAACUCAUACGACAAAAAAUUGCAAGCAAUAUCAAAACAUGAAAAUUUUGAUCAACAUUUGUCAUUCGGACGUAAUUCCUCGUCCCCCUACCGUAAGUGAAGACGAAAUACGUAAAGCUAUGAAUGCAGAAGAGGAUGCAAUGUAUAAUGUCCCGCUUGUCUUGAGUGACUUGCGACAGGAUACGGAUAAAGUUCAAAACGAGUGUCUCGUGUGUGAUGCUAUGAUACAUUCAGAUCCAUAUAAAAGAACAAUCGAAGAUUCAGAUUUCAAACUAUAUAUAACUGAAUUGGCAGUGGAAUUGAUCGAGGAUAAUCAUAAGUUACAGUUGAGUCGAGAAUUUUCAUUUCCAAAGAUUCAUUAUAAAGGCAAAACAGAACAUAGAUUAGUUCAACUUCCGAAAGAAAGACCAUCAUUAAUAGCCGAAAUACCCACUUGUCCACAAACAGCAACAGGCACUGUUAAAACUGUUAAAGCACAAAUUCAAAAACCAGAGUAUAUAAUUGCCGAGGAUCAUAAAGACAAUGAAAGUUAUAUUAUAAUUGCUAUUGAAAUACCAUUAAUGGGUUCACAAUCAAUCAAUGCAAUAACGUUGGAUAUAGAAUCAACGCGUCUCCUUUUUAAUUUACCGGGAAAAUAUUCUCUAGACAUUAAUUUACCUAAUAAGAUAGAUAUUACAACGGCUAUCGCGAAAUUUAUUAGACCAAAGAAAAGAUUAGUAAUAAAAGCA
Dentiscutata erythropus is the source of this 966-nucleotide messenger RNA. The record is from the annotation of a GenBank genome assembly. NCBI's taxonomy places the organism in Eukaryota, Fungi, Glomeromycota, Glomeromycetes, Diversisporales, Gigasporaceae.